AUGCAAGCUCGCAUGAUUUGCAUGUAUGGGACUGUCUCUGCUCGGUCAACAGAGAUCAUGGGCAUUCGCGAAGCCCUUAGCUGGCUCAAGGGUACAGAGAAUAUCAUCAUCGAGUCGGACGCGAGAGACCUGAUUUUGGAGAUUCGAAAUCCAAAUUUGAAAGAACCAGAGAUACUUAUUGAAGAUUGUUAUAGACCCUCAAUUUACAUCAGACUCUUAUAUUCGCUCUGCGGCUCACAGGUCGAAACCCUAAUCUCAGAAUACCUUGAUCAGGGUUCAAGUCCAAGAACAGGCAAUCUCGGCGAGCUUUCGUCGCAACAGAUGCAUAAAGUUAACGAUUUGCAUUGCAGGAUUGUCAAACAAGAAGAACAGUUGACUAGCAAACAAGCGAGUUUGCAAGAAAACAUGGCUGACGAUCCUGUUUCCUUGAUUGCCAAGGAACAUAGAGAUGGUCUGGAAUCUUAUGAGCUAGUGAAUGGAUCAAUUCAAAAAUAUGAAGAGGCCAUGUGCGGGAUCUUACAGGAAGCUGAUAAUUUGAGGUUAACUACGCUUAAGGAGUUGCUUAGUAUUUUAACUCCUUUUCAAGCUGUGGAUUUUCUUGCUGCUUACAAGAAGCUUCAUCUCUGCUUGCAUGAAUGGGGUAAGAUAAGGGAUGUUUCACAAAAUAGAACAAAUUAA
This is a messenger RNA of Mercurialis annua (annual mercury), 678 nucleotides long. Its product is annotated as protein DOG1-like 3. The transcript has 2 exons. The record is from RefSeq and is a predicted model, not a curated record. NCBI's taxonomy places the organism in Eukaryota, Viridiplantae, Streptophyta, Magnoliopsida, Malpighiales, Euphorbiaceae. Bases 1 to 678 code for a protein of 225 amino acids. Gene Ontology annotation, biological process: DNA-templated transcription. Gene Ontology annotation, molecular function: sequence-specific DNA binding.